Molecule: messenger RNA, 870 nt
Organism: Emys orbicularis (European pond turtle)
Lineage: Eukaryota; Metazoa; Chordata; Testudines; Emydidae
Product: duodenase-1-like
Exons: 5
Coding region: 112-870 (252 amino acids)
Biological process (GO): proteolysis
Cellular component (GO): intracellular membrane-bounded organelle; cytoplasm
Molecular function (GO): serine-type endopeptidase activity
Source: RefSeq, a predicted model, not a curated record
CUGCACUUCCCAGCUCACCUCUACCCAGGGGCCCCUCCCCGCCACCCGCUCUAUAUAAACACCGGGGCUGAGACCGACCCACCAGUCCCAGCCCCUGGAUUUGAACCAAGGAUGCUGCUGCUGCUGCUCUCCACGUCCUUGCUCCCGUUCACCGCGGCCUUUCUCCUGCCCCCGAGUCUUCAUGCUGACUGGGUCAUCGGGGGCGAGGAAGCCCUGCUCAGCUCCAGACCCUACAUGGCCUAUGUGCAAAUUGGGUCAACAGGAAGCUGUGGAGGAUUCCUGAUCCAGGAGGACGUGGUGGUGACGGCAGCUCAUUGUAACUGCAACCUAGGCAACAUCUUUGUCUACCUGGGAGUCCAAGACUUCAAGGAGCCAGGACAGAACUGGCAACGGAUCCGGGCCCGUCGCUGGGUCCAGCACCCUGACUUCAACAAUGAGAACUUUCACAAUGACAUCAUGCUGCUGAAGCUGUGGCACAGUGCAGAGCUGACCGAGUGGGUGGUGCCCAUCCCCCUGCCGGAGGCCAAUCACCAUGUCAGCCCAGGCACCGAGUGCAGUGUGGCCGGUUGGGGUCAGACUGGAAUGAACACCACCACCGACAGACUGCAGGAGGCGGAGCAGGAGGUGGUUUCGGACAGCCUGUGCAAAGAUCAGUAUCGGCAUUACGACCCCACCACAAUGCUGUGUGCCGGCAGCCCCCAUGUCAAGAAAUCACCAUUCCAUGGCGAUUCCGGCGGGCCCCUGGUGUGCGAUGGGGUGGUCCAGGGCAUCGUCUCCAAUGGAAAUCCGGAUGGGCGACCCCCCAGCAUAUACACGAGAAUCUCCAAAUUCAUUCCCUGGAUCAACGAAACUCUGCAGAAACUGAGUUAA